AUGGAUACCAGCUAUCUGGCCAAGCAGGUCAGCAGCAGCAUAGCUCAGCUGCACGGCCUGUUUGAUGAAAUUGGCGUUCCGGACCAUGAACGCGAGGCCCGGGAGACAGAGCUCUUCACAGCGCUUUCAGAGGCUCUUAGCAGCCAAGUGCGUCUUGUCACGGCAGAAAAAAAGGAAAUGGUCGACGAGGCCAAGAAGAUCAUCACCACCAUCCGCCAAAUGGAGGCUUCGCUCGAUGGCUCCAACUCUCGGCGAGCCGAGCUUCAAGACGACGACGAAUUCAAAAUCACCUAUCCUCUGAAUCGUUGCUUGCAAGCGCUCCAAGAAAAACAUGCGCAAAUAAGCCGUCUUCAUAGAGAACGGUUCGAGCAAGUCAAAAAACUCGUCGAGGCACUCGAGUCUUACUCGUUACAUCUCGAGCCAACCUUUGUUCAGAUUGCCCUGCCUCCAACUGGACCAAUCCAAUCGAUGCCGCCCACGUUUGACAUCUCCAACUCCUAUGUCGACCGACUGGAUGCUGAAUUCACCCGGGUCUAUGACGAGUAUGCCCGCCGCAUCGCGUCGGUGCAGGCCUUGUCCAACCAGGUCAUUCAGCUUUGGGCGGAGCUUGGCACUCCGCAGGCUCAACAAGACGGCGCAAUCGUCAAGUACUAUAGGGACGCUCCGGAACAGCUGGGCUUGCACCAGGAAGACCUCGAUCGCCUCCAGCAAAAGCGGGAUGGGCUAGCGGAGCAAAAGAGGAAUCGAGAGAAGCGACUACGCGACCUCAGAGCCUCUGUCGAGGCCUUGUGGCUGAAGCUGGGCAUCGACGAGGGGGAGACCAAGGCCUUUGUCAACCGGAACCGGGGUUGCGGCCUGCGCCAGAUCAACGAGUUUGAAGACGAGCUGUCGCGCUUGAACGAGCUGAAGAGGGAGAACCUCCACCUCUUUGUCGAGGACGCCAGGCUCAAGCUCCAGGAACUGUGGGACUCGCUAUACUUUUCCGAAGACGAGAUGCUCGAGUUUACGCCGGCAUUCUCCGACGUCUACAGCGACGCGUUGCUGGAGGCUCACGAGCGCGAGGUGGCACGGCUGGAAGCACUCAAGGAGCAGCGGGCGCCCAUGCUCGCCAUCGUGGACCGGCACAAGAGCCUCAUAAAGGAUAGGGAUGACCUGGCCGCUUCGAGCCAGGACGCGUCUCGGCUGAUGAUGCGCGGCCAAAAGGGUGAGAAGAGAGACCCGGGGAAGCUGCUCAGGGAGGAAAAGAUGCGCAAGCGCAUCGCCAAGGAGCUGCCCAAGGUGUCGGCCGAAGUCCGCAAGACGCUCGAACGGUGGGAGGACGAAUACGGACGCCCGUUCCUGGUGUUUGGUGAGCGAUACCUGGAUGAGCUGGAACCCGAGGACCCGAGGAAGGCUGGCCCGACUUCGCGAUCCAAGACGCCAGCAGGGCCGCCGCCGUCAACGGCAAAGGCACCCAAGUCGGCGGGACUCCUGGCAAGGGCCAACAGCGCGAGGGCCGUGCCGCCCCGCUCCAUGACCAAGACGCCGACGGCGACGAGCCGCGCCGUGGCAAGGAAGCUGCAGUCCCCCGGCAAGACCAACAAGGCAGGGGACGGCGCAGGGAGCCCGUCGAGAAUACCUGCUCGCGUGCCCCUGUCAAACUUGAAGCACGGCAGCAACUCUCCCGAGCGGCCUCGUCCGGAAUCCAGAGGCGAGACUCUCCGCAACGGUGCGCCUGUCCGCGCUCCUCCGCCCAAAAUGCGGGACCUGAAGGUGGUUCCCGAACUGCAAACGCCCAAGAAUCCGUACAGGGGUGCCGGCAUCGAGUCGAGCAUCGUCCGACAAGUGGACCCGGAAGACGUGUACGACGACGGGGCCCAAACAUCAAGGGUCAUUCGAUCCAACUCGAACCAGUCGAAUCGGUCCAACCAGUCCAGUCAGUCCAACCUUGUCCAGCACCGGUACAACGAGGACACGUACGGUGAGGGACAUGAUGACCGGUACGGUGAUGGCUACGCAACUAUCCGGGUGCCUCGCUCCCGAUGCCCGCAGGCCCUUCCGCCAAGGCAGACAUCCAACACCUCCCACACCUCAACAGCCAUCUCCGGGUCCGAGAACUGGGAGACGUAUGAUGACAAUAGCGAGCCGGAACCGGACGCGUCGGAAGACUACUAUGCCAAGCUUCGAGCCGCGCGCAGCAAGAGGUAUGAGCCCGAGCAGGGCCACGUCCCUAGCGGCCAGGCCAAACGGCUGAGGGGGAUAUCCCGGACACCUUAUGCGGGGGGGCCUGUCGCGGUUGAUCACGAGGGGAACCGAAUCGUUUCGGGCAGCGAGUGGACCGACGAAGACGUGUUUUGA
This is a messenger RNA of Ustilaginoidea virens, 2337 nucleotides long. RefSeq lists its product as uncharacterized. Lineage: Eukaryota; Fungi; Ascomycota; Sordariomycetes; Hypocreales; Clavicipitaceae. The transcript has 3 exons. The record is from RefSeq and is a predicted model, not a curated record. Gene Ontology annotation, cellular component: cytoplasm; spindle; mitotic spindle midzone. Gene Ontology annotation, biological process: mitotic spindle midzone assembly; microtubule cytoskeleton organization. Bases 1 to 2337 code for a protein of 778 amino acids. Gene Ontology annotation, molecular function: microtubule binding.